CCCGUUCCAUCCCAUUCCGUCUGCGGUCUCCGUUCCCCCGGCUCUGGCCGAUGGAUCCCGAGGCGGUGGGGGACGAGCUGUCCCGCUUGCGAGCCCUCUUCCUGGCGUGCGACGCCAGCGGCUCGGGCCGCAUCGAGCGGGAAGACUUCGCUGCUCUCUGUGCCGAGCUGCGGGUGCGGCCGGCCGAGGCCGAGGCCAUCUUCCAGCGCCUCGACAGCGACCGCGACGGGGCUAUCACCUUCCCGGAGUUCGCCCGUGGCUUCCGCGGCGCCACGCGGCGGCAACCCGGCGGCGGCGGCGAGCCGGGGGGCGAAGACAUGGAGGAGGCGGAGGCGCCAGCGGCGUGGGUCGCCGCGGGGCUGAAACAACCCUGGAAGGACUUCGAGGUGCGGCUCGGGGACGAGGCGAGGUACAUCCCGAGACAAGAGCAGGUCAGUGUUCUGUAUCAAAACAUACACAUAGCAGAACCAAGAUUAAUCCAGCCAUAUGAACAUGUCAUUAAGAACUUCAUCCAAGAGAUCAAACUUCAAAGCACAGAGAUGGAAGCUUUGGCCAUAGCGGUAAAAAGAGCUCAGGACAAAGCAGCAGUUCAACUCAGUGAGCUAGAGGAAGAGAUGGAACUACGGAUACAGGCUGCAGAGCAUAAAGUUAAAAAGGAAGAGAAGCAAAAAGCUGAAGAAGCCCUAAAUGAGCUGAAGCGCCAGUAUGAUGCUGAAGUUGGGGAUCUUCAGGUGACAAUAAAAAAACUUAAAAAGCUGGAGGAGCAAUCCAAAUAUGUCAAUCACAGGGAAGAUGUAGUUGAACUGAAAAAAAGAAUACAUGAUAUGUUGUUGGAAAAUCAGAGACUUAAGAAAGAUCUUUUAGAAGCGCAGACAAAUAUAGCUUUUCUACAGAGUGAAUUAGAUACCUUGAAAAGCGAGUAUGCAGAUCAGUCUUUGAACACUGAGAGAGACCUAGAAAUUAUCCGUGAGUAUACUGAAGACAGAGAUAAUCUGGAAAGACAAAUUGAAAUACUUCAAUCAGCUAAUAGAAAGUUACAUGACAGCAACGAUGGUUUAAGAAGUGCACUUGAAAACAGUUUCAGCAAGUACAACAGAUCAUUGCGGUUAGCAAACACCUCACCAGGAAGUACCAUUUCUAGAAGCAGUCCUAAAUUUAAUGGUGAACAUUCUCCUUUAAACCCACGGUAUGACAGGUCAUCUUAUUCGUCUUGUGUUGAUGAAGAUUAUGAUUCUUUAGCCCUUUGUGAUCCUAUGCAGAGGAUAAACUGUGAAGUUGACAGCUUACCUGAGAGCUGUUUUGACAGUGGUUUGUCUACCCUGAGAGAUUCAAAUGAGUAUGAUUCAGAAGUGGAAUACAGACAUCAAAGGACUUUUCAAAGGUCACAGUGUAUGCAAGAAGGCUUUGGUGGUGAUGCUUCUGAUACCGAUGUUCCAGAGAUCAGGGAUGAAGAAGCGUACAGUCCUGCUAACAGCACUGCAGUUUUUGACUGGAAGCCCUCACGACCAGUUAGUCGAAGCGGCUCAGUUGCUUCAACAAGGAAGUACAUAUCUGCUCUCACCCCUGAGUCAGAUGCAAAUGAAUGCACUCCAAAAUACCCCAGUUCAGAGAAGGCUUACAAGAUAGUUCUUGCUGGAGAUGCAGCUGUGGGAAAAUCCAGUUUCCUUAUGAGACUUUGCAAGAAUGAAUUUCGAGGCAAUACCAGUGCAACCCUGGGUGUGGAUUUUCAAAUGAAAAGGCUAAUUGUUGAUGGAGAACCUACAGUGCUACAACUGUGGGACACAGCUGGGCAGGAGAGAUUUCGAAGUAUUGCUAAAUCAUACUUCAGAAGAGCAGAUGGUGUCUUACUACUAUAUGAUGUAACGUGUGAAAAAAGCUUUAUUAAUGUGAGAGAAUGGGUGGAUAUGAUUGAGGAUGCAACUCAUGAGAAUAUUCCAAUUAUGAUGGUGGGAAACAAGGCUGAUCUCCGUCAAACUGUUACAGAACAAGGGCAAAAAUGUGUCUCUAUAAACUAUGGAGAAAAGCUGGCUAUGACUUACAAUGCGCUAUUCUGUGAAACAAGUGCUAAAGAUGGAUCUAAUAUUGUAGAAGCAGUUCUUCAUCUUGCUCGCGAGGUGCGAAAACGAAGUGAUAAUCAAGAUGAUACAAGAUCAGUAACCAGCCUGGCUGGGGCACCUGUCAAAAAGUCGGCGAUCACAAAAAACUGUUGCAAUGUUUAAACGACAGAUAAUUUUCCUCACCUAAAUAACUUGUACAUUUAAAAAGCCAAAAACCAAACUGAAAUAUUUCAGUAAUGUUUUCUUUUUAUUAUGGAUUUAUACAUUUGGAUAUUUAGAAAUUACACAUAGUGUUCAAAAUCCAGACUCUACUUUCUACUCGUUCAAAUUUGUGAAAUUGCUUCACCUCAUAGACUCUGUUUUCAUUUGUCUUAAGUAAUACAAUUCAUUGCAAUGAGCUCAGAAUCAAUGCCACAGUAGUCACUGCAUACAAUAUUGUAGUAUGUAUUAAUGUCUCUACCUGCAUGUUUCUUUAUGGCAUCAGUAUUUCUUACAUACAGAGCUUACUAAUAUCCACUAUCACUCACAGGUAAAGAAAAAAUUAGAGCUUCAAUUAAUUUAAUCUCUUUUUGAUCGUGUCUGCUUAUCUAGUUUUUGACAGCCUUAAGUAUAUGUUGAUGAAACAUUUCAUAAGAAAACUCCAAACCAUUGAAAGGUGGCCUAGGUCCAAGUAAUCCCUAAGUUCAGGGGAACCAGAAUGGUCUCUGUCAGGAGAAGACAGUGGCAGGUGCAUGGCGUUCUGUUGUAGUUCCUCAAAAGUUGGCUAGUUAGAAUGUAUUUCAUUUUGAGUGUUGGGGUUUGAUUAAGAAAGGAGAAGUAGACUUUACACCUGAUCCUACACAGUUCAGAGGUGAAAGAAACAUUUGUCUGGACUGUUACAGUUCAAAAUUCCAGAGAGAAUGUAACACCUGUGAUAUGUAGGAUUGCUGAAAUUGAGGCUAGAUCAUUAUUGGUAUUACAGAGUGAUAGGAGUUGUAAUCUUUCCCUUGUCUUUCAAAUAUCUUCCAUUCAGAUUGUAAUAGGAUUGAUUCUGAAGGAUUGUAAUAGCACAUAGGAGUCUGAUUUAAUGGAUAUUUUUUAAUGCAUUUUUGAAGUUUCAGUUCUGCAGGUGAAAGAAUUGCUGCACAUGCACAAGCUUUUGUAUAAAUAGUUCAUUAAAAGAGAACCCUGGAAUGAACAGCAACCACUUACCUUAAUGAGAGUUCCUUCGCCUGAUUUUAGAAAAGUUCUGAGAAACUUACUAGGGUCAGCAUCUCUAAAAACUGAGUUAUUACUGCUUAAAGUAGUCUCCAAGAGUUCUAUAGUGUAGUAAAAAAUUAUGGACACAGUUAGCAGUCAUAAUCCAGUUCCUUUUAGCGGUCACUGACUUUGAUCAAAAUAGGAUAGGACCUUUUCAGAGCCAGCAAACUGUUGUCUCCUCUGUUUCCAUUAAUAAAACAUGUCCAGGCUGAAGCCUAAUUCAGUAAAUCAGACUUGGAUAAAGUUUUAUAAACUGAUGGAGAACCCGUAUGACUAGCAGCUCUUGCUGCAUUUUAUCAGCCCUCUAUGUGAACACUGUAUAGCCUGUACUGUGUUACCUCUUGUAUAAAAUGUGGAGGUCUGAAAAACAGGAUGGUUCAUAAUUUACAAAAAAAAAAGUUUAAACUAGGAAAAGUAUUGUUUUUAGGCAUCCUUUCAAACCUCUAAUCAGAGCAGCUAAUCCUCAAGUAAUUAUCAGAAAAAUUUUUAACAAGAGAGAGAAAUCUAAUGCCAGAACAAAUAAGACAUUUUAUUUCACUAUGUAGUAGUUCACACAUAGAAGACAAAACAUGUUUGGUGGGGUUUUUUUUAAGUACUGAGAGAAUCUUCACAUGCUAUCUAAUUCCAUGCAGGAGAUUACAGGGUUAUAGCAUCUUCUCACACAGCAGUACAGGAGGCCUCACUGUAGUUCUCAGACUUAUGUGGAGCAGGUGGCAGAGAAUGCGGGACGCUCAGGUGUAUCAGGAAUAUGCCUGAUCACAUACAUACUGUUUGCUGUUAACCCUAUAUUAUUUUUUAUAAAAAAAUAUAUAGCUUCAGUUAGCUUCUUUGAGAAGAAAAGCCAUGGUUAACUGACUGCACUGAUGAGGGCCUAUUCUGUGUUCUUGUGUGAACCCUUCCCUCUGUCCAUGUGAGUGAAUGGAAGUAAAAUUAAUUUGGGAUGUGUUUGCAGAUAAUUCUUCCUGCAGCUGUAGGGAGAAGAGAGGAAGAUGAUCCAGUGCUUGGUUUCUGAAGUGUGAACCUUCAACAUGUAGACAUUUGCAUUUUCUCAGGAUGAGAUGAUCAUGAUUAUAAGCUGUUACUUAUAUUCCAAAACAUUUCUCGUUCAGUAACUUGGAGAGCCUAGACUGGGGAUCAGUGUUCUAUGUGUGUGUCCUGAGCUACUGUGUUUGACCAGUUCUGUGGUCUUGGCCGGCAGUAAAUGAGGUGAAAUGUUUGCCUAAACAUUAUUGACACACCUGCAUGAGUGAAGUGUUUUUGCUGGAUACAGAGAACCACAUAAAGUUGUUUGCAGGAAGGAUUUCUGGAAGUGGUUUUGUCCAACCUUCCAAGGACCCAAGCAGAGAUGGACUUUUGCCAGCCCUAUAUUUGGUUAUCCGUGGGUUUGGCUAGCCAGCCUGUGAAAAUGACCCAAGGCAGAGGUACUACCACCAUUCUGGGAAGCAUGUUCUCAUACUUGUCCUCUUUUUCUGGAUAAAUAUUUCUCUUCAUGUCCAACCUCUGUUUCCCAAAUGACUACAAAUUUAUGACCAUUUCCCCCCAUAAUAUCACCUCCUGCUACUAACAAGAGUUUGACUACAAUCUUGGUGGCUCCCCUUUCAGUGUCCAUAGAUCUCCCUUGGCCUUCUCUCCACCAGUGUAACAGCAUCAGGGGUAUCUCUUGCAAAUGUGGGUUCCACAUCCCAGAAUUAGCAGCAUGUGUGCAUGUGUAGUAAUUGCUUUUGUAUCUAAUAUUUUUAUCAUACAGAGGGUGCCAUGUGAAUGUCCAUGCUUGUAGAGAGGCUGGUUGAAGGAUGUGAGUUCAGGGACCUGCCUUCACAGCAGUUUUUCCCUAUCUACAGGCCACUGAUGUUUUAGGUACUUCUGUUUUUAAUUUAUUUUAAUGACCAAAAUCUAUCUUAUGUUAUUUAGCCAAAUUAUUAAAGCUGAAUGCAUUUAUUAAGCUCUGUAAUUUUUUUGUGUUAUGGAAAAAAACUUUAAUUUGAAACAGUGUUGUUUUUAAAAUAAGAUUCAGGGUUGAAGACUGUUAACUGUUAACAAAGUUUUACCUUGGAGUAAUUUUAUGAUCAACGUCUAGAUGACUUAAAAAGCACUACUAAAUGGGGAUAUAGCUAUAGCUCAGUUGGAACUUGUUUUAGAAAUCCUGUGAUGGUCAGCUCCAUCAUGUCUUGAAUGCUUGCAUAGUACCAUGUUGAAUUCAUGUUAAAGCAAAAGAACUUGGAAAAACAUUUAAAUCUAGAAAUUAAAGCAUGUAUUUAUACAUGGAAAAAAUGAAUGCAUAAAUUUUUCUGUUGUUUUGCUUUAAAAGGUUACCUUGUCUUCAGCCUAAACAGUAAAAUGGAAAACAUCAGCUUUAUGCUCUGACAUGGUUGCACUAUUGUCCUUUGAAUGUUUUUAUGGUUUUUAGUUAAUACAUAAGAACUAUUCAUUUAAUCGCACAAAUUUAUUUUUUUAGUUAGUGGAAGUGUUCCCUUAAUACAUGUAUUUAUUUGAAAAGGAAAGGUCUUCUAUGUUUUUCCUCAUGAUCUGUAAAUAAAUUAUUUUUAUUCAGUUGACAUGGAAACAUUAUUUUGUGUUUUUGACCCUUUUUAAUUGUAAUGUAUUACACAUUUCUGAGGCAAUAAUUUCUGUGACAUGCUCCAAAAAUGCUUUGAUCAUGUAAAUUCUUGUAACCACUUUGUGCCUGUUUAGGACAUAUUAGUGGCUUAAUAAGACAAGCUGCAGCUUCUAAGUUCUCUUAUGGCCUUACAUUGGUUAAGUAUUUUUCUGUGUAACUACUUUUGUAUUGACUAGAAAAUCCUCUGUUAGGAAAAAAAAUUACGGUUAUAAAUCUGUGUAAGAUGUUAAAACAUACUUUAAGGAAAAUAUCUAUAGGCUGCUCCUGCAAGGAACAUUGUUUAGCUGUGCAUACAUGCAGAUCUCCAAAUAAAGUAAUAGGUUCUGUGCCUAGUGCAGGCAACCCAUAUA
Messenger RNA from Corvus hawaiiensis (hawaiian crow), 6263 nucleotides. It is a transcript of the gene RASEF, whose product is annotated as RAS and EF-hand domain containing. NCBI's taxonomy places the organism in Eukaryota, Metazoa, Chordata, Aves, Passeriformes, Corvidae. The coding region runs from base 51 to 2219 and encodes 722 amino acids. The transcript has 17 exons. Gene Ontology annotation, molecular function: GTP binding; GTPase activity; calcium ion binding. The record is from RefSeq and is a predicted model, not a curated record.